CUUCUAGACACCAUUAUUUGUCUCAGGCUCUUCUUCUCUAAUGUGCGCCUUAAAAGUGCUGAAUAAUGCGAACGAAUCUUGCGAAUAUUCAGUGAAAUACAAUCUCCUACUAUCUCAUCUCACCAGAGUCAUUUGUUCAGGAGAGCGUGCGGAUUGGCUCGCGCGCUGUGAUGUGGUCGGUCGUGUAGGUUUGGUGGCGUAGAUGGCAAAACGGGAUUCACGAGGUGUGAGGGAUUUCCACACGGGACACAAAAAAGUAUUUGAUAAAGUAUAGCAAAGGAGAGCAUGGCCGCAAUGCUGAGGCCCGCCAGCCACUGAGGAACCCAGUGUUCAACACCACCACCGCCGCUCGCCGACCCACACACCCGAGACUCGUCUGCCGUCUCCUGCGCUCUCUCUCUCUCUCUCUCUCUCUCUCUCUCCCCCUCUCUUUUCUCCAGCCCCCUCAUCGCUCCAUCCCUCCCUUCACUGAAGGCCUCCUUCCGUCUCCUCCCCCCCUUUGCUCCACCCCGGCUACCAUGUCCAUCGCCCUUAAGCAGGUCUUCAAUAAAGACAAGACUUUCCGGCCCAAGCGCAGGUUCGAGCCGGGCACGCAGCGCUUCGAGCUGCACAAGCGGGCCCAGGCCUCCCUCCACUCGGGCGUGGACCUGCGGGCAGCCGUGCAGCUGCCGCCGGGCGAGGACCCCAACGACUGGGUGGCCGUGCACCUGGUGGACUUCUUCAACCGCAUAAACCUCAUCUAUGGCACCGUGUGCGAGUUCUGCACGGAGAAGAGCUGCCCCGUCAUGUCUGGCGGCCCACGCUACGAGUACCGCUGGCAGGACGAGCAAAAGUACAAGAAGCCCACAGCAUUGCCGGCACCCCAGUACAUGAACCUGCUGAUGGACUGGAUCGAAAUGCAGAUCAAUAACGAGGACAUAUUCCCCACCAGCGUAGGAAUCCCCUUCCCCAAGAACUUCAUCCAGAUCUGUAAGAAGAUCCUGUGUCGUCUCUUCAGGGUUUUCGUGCAUGUCUAUAUCCACCACUUUGACCGUAUCAUCCUGAUGGGGGCGGAGGCUCAUGUCAACACAUGCUACAAGCACUUCUACUACUUCUGCACUGAACUCAACCUCAUAGAUCGCAAGGAGCUUGAGCCGCUGAAGGAGAUGACAUCACGGAUGUGUCACUGAACAGCUUGUGACACGGCCCCUGUCAGACUGCUGACGUCCUGAAAGACGUUUUCUCUGUGGAGACGGAAUCCAGCUUGUUGCAAGUGGCUGUGAAUGUCUAAGCAACACCGGAAAAAGACCCAUGGACUGCGAGGACAUUGCUGCUAAGCCAGACAGUGUGACACAAAGUCUGUUGCAACAAGAAAGUGUAAAGCAAACCCAACACGUGCCUCCAUACAAGAAACGCUCGUGGAGAGGACACUAACGUUCACUAAUGCUCGCGGAGCACAGCAGCGCCGCUUUGUGGUGAAAAGUAGCACGCACCACACAUUGUGUUGCCAGGAUUGUCCUCAAGGUUGCGAUUUAAAGGCAAAAACAAACUAAGGUUCAGAAAUGUGCACUUAGAGGAGAAUAAAAUGAGGUAACAAUGCAAUUGCAGUGCAUGAUAUGGGGAUAAUUGUAUUUUAGCUGAAAUAAUGCAUUUAAUUCCUAAUUUCUACUAGAGUACAGUUGUGAAUAAAUUAUUUACACCCUCAUUUUCACACAAAUAUUUGACAAUAAUGUUUUAUGUGUACAUAAAAUGAUUUAUAGCAUGUAGAGACUGCCAAAUGCUAGAUUUUUCUCUUCAUCUAAAAAUUGUUCAUAGUUUGCUAAUGCUAAGUGGAAUGUUUUUAAUGACUUGAAAUUCGGUGUAUUUUGCAGUGGUUUCACUACAAACAGAUUUGAGUGAUAGCGGGUCGUGUCCGGUGGAGGUGUUGUGGGGUCUGGGGUUUGGCGCAUACACAGUGGCUGGACUGGGUAAAACAAGGGAAAUUACAAACUACAGAUGGACUGCAUGUUGGAGACAUUACACAGACUAUUCUUUCCUUUUCUGAACCUUCUGCAGUGCAUUUUUUAUAUUCUUAAGCGCAGUAACUGUUGGUGUGGAAUGGUAGUUGUAUGUGGGUUUGAGAGAGAGAGAUUGACACACACUUUGUUAUGGCUGUGUCAUCUGCAGCUUCUCUUUUACUGUGCUGUCACUAUGCAAUAAGUCACUCAACUUUCCUGUUCAUGAACCACCACAGUAGUGACCAGUUUUGUGUCCACACCAGCGUCCUGUUUAAUUCAGCUCAACUCAUCUGUUUAAUGUAUUUUUUAAAUAAGAGACAUUGUCUUUAAACAACAUAGAGAGCCAGCCUCAGACUGUGUGUGAGUGUGUGUGUGUGUGUGUGGGGGGGGGGGGGGGAUUUUGUUUGUUUGUUUUUUGUUGGGGGUUUUUUGUAUACUGGGAACUGUUGUUCUCCCAUUAUCAGUUUCAGUUUACUCUUAAGAUUAUGUAUCUUUAGUUUGUACAUUCACCAACUGACGCAAUAAACUUUGGAUUAAGGAUUUAUUUUCUAACCGCUUAAA
Molecule: messenger RNA, 2537 nt
Organism: Electrophorus electricus (electric eel)
Lineage: Eukaryota; Metazoa; Chordata; Actinopteri; Gymnotiformes; Gymnotidae
Product: MOB kinase activator 3B
Source: RefSeq, a predicted model, not a curated record